Plasmodium gonderi is the source of this 2268-nucleotide messenger RNA. RefSeq lists its product as hypothetical. The record is from RefSeq and is a predicted model, not a curated record. The transcript has a single exon. The coding region runs from base 1 to 2268 and encodes 755 amino acids. Lineage: Eukaryota; Apicomplexa; Aconoidasida; Haemosporida; Plasmodiidae.
AUGCGAAACAAAUUAGCUGCUUUCUUUUUCCAGAAAAAAAAAGUAUAUAUAUGUACAUGUAUACGUGAAUGUGCAUGUAUACAGGUAUGUAUACAUAUGCAUGUGUAUGUAUAUACAUUAUUCACAUAUAUACGUUACGAGAAAGGUCGCAUUAUGGAUGGUAAGGAAGGCCUUGUUAGUAAUAGCCAAUUAAACCACAGGAAAAUAUCUAGUAAAAAAAAUGCAAAUGAUAACGAUGAGAAUUGCACCAUCGAAGGAAGGAGAAGCAGCAAUCGAGAAGGGAAAGAAAAAGAGUCAUACGAUAGUAGUGAACAACAAAAUGGGAUAGAUGUAGAAAAGAUAACAGUAAGUACAAGAAGUAUUAUUCUAUUUCAAAUACUUUUAUUCUUCGUGUUCUUUUUCGUGCUAUUGAUUGGAUCAUUUAAUUUUAGUUUUAAGCUGUUCCAAGUGAGAGAAAAGCACUUGUAUGAGCUACUUAAUAAUAUAAAAGAUUUAACGUCGUGCAGACUUGAUGAUAUCUAUGCAGAGGUUAGAGAAGGUGAUAACACUUUCUUUUACAAAAGUCAAGAUAAAUUAAUCAACACAAAUAAUGACAUUUUUGAAGAAAAUGUAAAUUUCAAAUAUUAUUUCACAAGAGGGAAACAUUAUAAAAAGACAAAAAAAAAAAUGAAGAAAAAUAAUGGAGAUAUAAAAAUAUUCAUUUGUUUAAAUAAAAAAAAGAAAAGUUUUUACUUUAAUAAUUUUUAUGAUAUAUUUUCAAGAUGUAAGAAAUGUAUAUUCAAAAUUUUUAUUUUUUUUUUUAACGAAAUAAGAAAUGCUUUUUUUCUGAAAGAAUUUGAUGACUCCACUGACCCAGAAUCAAAUCAUCUAUUAAAUGAUGAUUAUGUAAAACAUAAUGCAGAAGUUAUUUCCAAAUAUAUAUACUUCAAUAAACAUCUGGAUAUCAGUAAUUCAUAUAAAAAAUAUUAUGUCAAUAUGGAAUACUUAUUUUACUUUUAUCUGAACAACAUAUGUUAUUAUCACGAUUUUGCAUAUUUUGGUGGAAGCGUACAAGGUGAGCAUAACAUCCAUAUCUUAAAUGAAGAGAAGACGGAAGAAUCAUUUCCAUUGGAUGAACGAGCGUAUGGUAAAAUUACAAGCUCGUUAUAUUCGAGAGAUAAAAGAGACAUCAUAAUGGUAAUCAAACAUAUUAGCAAAUAUUUAAAUGACGAAAUGUUACUUAAUUUAUUUCACAAAUUAUACUUUGACAUAUGUAUAGACGGCAAUGUUUUGUCGAAUUUAUCCAAAAGUGGAGAAGAAAGUAAUGAAAAAGAAAUUAACAAGAUAAAUAAUGAACAUAUUUUAAAAAACAUAAAAACGUAUGAAAAAUACUAUAAUGUGUAUCACAAAAUGGAGAAUAUGAAGAAUGUAAAUAGGUUUAACGAUUUUCUGAACAUAUUAAGAAAAAAAAUAAGAACAGUAACAAUUUUAAAAGGUUUAAAUAAAUGUUUAACAGAUUAUAUAAAAAAUUUAAAAAAAAUUCCAUUCUAUUUUUUUUUAGAUGAUUUUUUUGACACUCCAUGUUAUGUGUACAAUAAAUUAAUUAGCAAUAUCUUGCGGUACUAUUAUAAGGGAAUAUUUUUAUAUUUCAUAAUAUUCAUUGGAUGUAUUCAUGUAUUUUUUUCCCCCUUCCCAAUUACACUUGUACAUUUUCGUAGAUUUUUUAUUUAUUUUUUAAUAAUUAUGUAUCGUUUAUUUAUUUUAUACUUUAUUCCAUCCAUAAUUCAGUAUAUUAUUUAUAAAUUUCAUUAUUUUAAAGAUGAGGAAUAUAUGCACAUAUUUGAUUACUCAGAUCAUGUUAUUUUGUUUUCUACCCUCUUAUUUAUUACAUCAUUGGAAGCAAAAGCAAUUGAGUAUACCAUCAAAUAUCAAAAAGUGAGCUCAGAUUAUUUUCAUUUUAAAUAUAAUAGAAGAUUAUGCAUUUUCUUAUUGAAAUUAGUCUUGUAUUAUUAUUACAUACUUAUAUUUUUUUUCUUAUAUACUAGUUAUUUCACUUCUAAAUAUUUUCAUACCACAAAUGAAAUAUUUGUUGCAUAUUUCUUUUCUACGUUUUCCAUAUUUUUCAUCUUUUAUUUUUUUUUAUAUAAAAAUUAUUUUAGUUUUUAUAGUAUAGGAAUUACAUCCUAUAUGCAAAAAAAUAUUCUUCAUGCUCCAUCCCAUACCUUUCAUGCAUCUCCUUAUACCUACAACACAUAUAUAUCCAUGAGGGAUAAGUUCCCUUUGGAUUGA